This is a messenger RNA of Symbiodinium natans, 1434 nucleotides long. NCBI's taxonomy places the organism in Eukaryota, Dinophyceae, Suessiales, Symbiodiniaceae. The record is from the annotation of a GenBank genome assembly.
AUGCCCGAGAAGGAUCUGGAAUCCGCGCGCGAGGCAGCCCUUCCGGUCCUGACGCUGCAAAGCCAACUGCUGGAUCGCGCAUCCAUGCUGGUGAUGAAGGCAGUUCUGCCAACGUCACUGCACUUGGACACACUGCGCCUUUGCGGCUGCAGCCUGGACAUCGAGUUGCUGCAGCUGCUGCGCGAAUCUUUCACUUCAGACACCACGGUGAGAAACUUGCAGGUGGAGUGGAAUCGCGUUGAAUUAGCCCUUGAUGACAAGAUCCGAGAGUCUCUGAGUGAGGUACACCACUGGACUGAAAUUGACGAGGCUGAGAAGAGCUUGUUUAUUUCACGGGCGCAGCGGUCCCUGAUGAUGUUCAGAGAGGAGCUGGAGUUCCGACAAGGCGGCGACUUGAAGUCUGCCGUCCAGAGGCUAGCCGAACAUGCCGUCAAAGGCCAUCCUGUAACGUCGACACUUUGGCCCAUGGACAUCAAUUCGUGGGUGUCUGCCUUCUACGACGUUUUCCACAUGGAUGUGCUAGACUGCGAGCCGAUAUUCAACAUUCUGGACUCUGACUACGGUGACGGCGAUGGUUUUGUUCCGUUGACCAGACUGCUGGAAGUCUUGGAAGGGCUUCCUGCUGAGCUACCGGCAAAUGAAGAAAGGCUUCUGCCUCCAGCCCAGCACCCGGAGUUCCAGGACGAGAUUGGCUCAGCUUUUGCGGCAUUUCUGGAUCGCACGAGCCCAUUGGAGGUUAUUUCCUUCAGGUGUUGCAACCUCGCCCGCCUGGAGAUUCAGGCUAUAAGCUCUUGCUUGGCAAGUCCGUCACCACAUCUACGCGCGCUGAACCUUUGGGGCAAUAAAAUCUGCGAUCGUGGUGCCCAGGCUUUGGCCUUGGCAUUGGAGUUCAACUUCGGGCUGCAAUUUCUGGGGCUUGGGCGCAACUUCGUCACUCAGGAAGGCCUUCGAGCCCUUUGCUCCGUGCUUGGAACACGGACGCUGGAGGACAAGGCCUCUGCCGAGAAGGUCAUCAAGCACCUGAAGGACCAGCAGAAGGACAUAGAAAAGAAGCGGAAAGCUUUCGGGGCUCCGCCAAAGGAUGGCAACGGGCGAGAGCGCUACUGGCCGGAGCCACACCUGGACACAUGCGAGGAGCUCAAGGACGACUCAGGCACACCUUACUGGACUUGGACUCGGAACACGACAAUCAAGACGUUGAACGUCGAGCAGAACCCAAUAGCUGAUGCGGAUGUGAUCGAGCAACUGCAGCCGUUUGGUACUGGUGCUUUGAUACUCCGUUCAACUCCUUGUGCGCCGAGGCUUCUCGAUCGGCAGCAGCAGAAGGCCAAAGAGCAGGAGCAGCUGCAAAAAGAGAUGGCAGGGGAAGAUGAAGCUGAAGGAGUGGAUGAGAGCAGCAAAGGCAGCAAAGGAUGGAAGUUAAUCUUAACUUGA